UAGAUGCCCCCCCCACACUCCCCCUUUCACCCAGCACAGAUAACUGAAAUCAUGUCCCCUCUGCUAGCUGCUCUCUGUCCUAUUAGCAUCGGCAACUUUCAGGGUUUUCAACAAGGAUGCAUUAAUGUUACAUUCAGGGUUUUCACAAUACGAAUGUAUUUCCAGCAGUGCCUACUGGAGUUUACCUGUAAUAUUCUAAGACUAUAACUAAUAUGUUCUUAUAGAUACCAAAUGAGUCAAAUUAGUUCCACCACCUAAUCUGUCACUCUCUGUUAAAUUUUGUAAUUUGUAGCUUAAUUAGUAGGCAGAAUUUGCUGAUGCUCUAUAGAUUCGUCACUGCUUUUGCAUGCUUAAAGAAUAAAUCAUACAAAUCACUAUUAAAUACUUAAAUUAAAUAUGACUAAUUAUGAUGAGAUAUUAAGACGCAGAGGAAUGAGUGAAUCUCGGAAUAGAAACAUAAAAACAAACACUGAUGUGUCACAUUUUUAUGCGCUUAUUAGUUACACAUCCUUUCGCCCCAAAGUGAUUGAUAGGAGGCGGGUGAUAAACGCUCAAUUACGUGACGUGGCGGGCUGUGAUUGGCUCCCACCGCGUUCGCUGGUCGCGCGCGCUCCCGGCGUGGCCCUUUAAAGACGAGUCUCUUCCCCCUCUGGAGGAGAGUCGAACCCAGAGUCACUCCGCUGCUUGUUGCCCGGGAUUGCGCAUCAGAACACCGCAAACAUGGUCGAGAAAUUUGUCGGGACGUGGAAGAUGAUCGCCAGCGAGAACUUUGAUGACUACAUGAAAGCAAUUGGUGUGGGGUUUGCGACCCGCCAGGUGGGGAAUCGGACCAAGCCCAAUCUGAUAGUGACCGUGGAAGACGACGGGGUCGUCUGCCUCAAGUCUCAGAGCACCUUCAAAACCACUGAAAUAAGGUUCAAGCUCAACGUGCCGUUCGAGGAGACGACCGCAGACGACCGGAAGACGACGACCGUGGUGUCUCUGGAGGGCGGAAAGCUUGUGCAGAAACAGAGCUGGGAUGGCAAAGAGACUAAUAUCGAGAGGGAGAUCACGGACGGCAAAUUAAUAGCGAAAUGCAUUAUGGGGGACGUGAUCGCAGUGAGGACGUACGUGAAGGAGGCGUGAUGGACCCCUCCGGCCCACUCGACGGAUGCACUGCCGGAUGACGGGGCUCAGUUCAAUGAGCGUUAAAACGAAAAGAUAUGGCCUGCUCUUUUUCUUUAUCUUCACUGUUGCCGAAAUCCAAUUUGUUCUCCAACAUGACACAUUUGAAUUGUUGUGAUUUGAAUAAACACUUAAAAAUUUGUCAAAACC
Molecule: messenger RNA, 1314 nt
Organism: Gasterosteus aculeatus aculeatus (three-spined stickleback)
Lineage: Eukaryota; Metazoa; Chordata; Actinopteri; Perciformes; Gasterosteidae
Gene: fabp4a
Product: fatty acid binding protein 4a
Molecular function (GO): lipid binding
Source: RefSeq, a predicted model, not a curated record